UAGCUCGUCUUUCAAACAAUUCUUCUACCGACUUCGCUUUUGAUACCACUCAAGACAACAUGAACGCAAAGCAAGUGAUGGACGCUUUCAUGAAAGCUCUCCAAGAAGAGCGAAAGCAAGAACACGAAGAGCGAGGCCGAUUGUUAAAGCAAGGACAUGAAGAGCGAAAGGGAUGGUUCUUCUUCAUCGCUGCGCUGGUCUUCGGUUUACUCUUCCUUUUGGGCUGGGCAUACCGUCAUUGAACCUGUCAAGUACGCCGCCCAUUCACGUUCUCAAUUUCGAAAGCAGUAUUAACAAGUCUAUCCAGGUCCGUAAGUUCGUCCCUCGAUCGUCCCUCGAUCGUCCCUCGACACAACACUGCCGGUCUUUUCGAUGGUAGUAUCAAAGAUCAUAUCGGGUGGUAGAAGUAAAGCAAAGCAUGGUCUGGCGUUUGGAAUUCUGAGUAUCGAUGGAGCAUAGAUCUCUUUCAGGAGUAUUGCAUUGGUGGCUAGCUAAGUGAAUGGAUAGAUGCGGCAUGUAUAGUCGAUUAAUCAAUUCAAUCACUCAACCCUUGACCUACC
Mollisia scopiformis is the source of this 560-nucleotide messenger RNA. RefSeq lists its product as uncharacterized. The transcript has a single exon. NCBI's taxonomy places the organism in Eukaryota, Fungi, Ascomycota, Leotiomycetes, Helotiales, Mollisiaceae. The coding region runs from base 60 to 242 and encodes 60 amino acids. The record is from RefSeq and is a predicted model, not a curated record.